Messenger RNA from Colletotrichum godetiae, 2317 nucleotides. RefSeq lists its product as uncharacterized. The transcript has 2 exons. Gene Ontology annotation, cellular component: plasma membrane. NCBI's taxonomy places the organism in Eukaryota, Fungi, Ascomycota, Sordariomycetes, Glomerellales, Glomerellaceae. The record is from RefSeq and is a predicted model, not a curated record. Bases 308 to 2110 code for a protein of 600 amino acids. Gene Ontology annotation, biological process: protein localization to plasma membrane.
GUCCAUGGAUGUCUUGACUUACCCUAUGCACCGCCACCAACGGGACGGAGUCCUGACGGCGACCAUUUACCAAUGUUACCGCCUAACACUUGUCUUCACUCCAACAAUGAUGUGCUAUGCUAGGCAUGCCACGAGGCUCACUUCACAGGCUGCCAGAAUGCUAUGUGGUGUAACCGAAAAAUGCCUGGUCACUGGUCACACGCUAGCUGCAUGAUGCAUCCUGCAACCGUUUACCGGUAAUACUAGCUUGCUUGGCUGGGCGUUCCCGUCAGGGGCCUGAUGAGAUAGGUAAGGUUGGUAACAUGGUAUGACUCCAUUCUCGAGCUCGGAGCUUGAUGUCUUGGUUUCACUGCAUUGUUUCUAUAUAAUACGGCGAGCUUUAGUGCCAACACGUCAGAAGAGCAGUCGCCUUGUAGAAUUCACUCCCUUCACGCUCGUCCAACCCUUCCUCUAUCUCUACCUGACGCUCACUCACUCCAAACCAAACAACUUCGCCAAAAUGUCGUACAGAGUCGCCGCCCCCGAUGAAUACCUCGCCAUCACGGGUAUGUCCGUGAAGACGGUCAAGAUCACAAAGGCCGCCUGGGUUUGGCCCUUCCAACGCUGCAUGCGCUUCCGCAUCACGCCCCAUGACUAUGCCAUGAGCCUCCAGGCCAUGACCAAGGAGAAGCUUCAAUUCCUCCUGCCCGUCGUCUUUACCGUCGGUCCCGACGUCAAUCAGCGCGGCGCCAACGCCGCCCAUCAAUCCAACCACCACUCCGAUACCUCGGAGCAACAGCAGCACGAUGAGGACGACAGCUACAUGUCUUCCAACCGUCGCGAGGACCGCGGCGACGCCCUGAUGAAGUACGCUAUGCUUCUCGCCGAGUCCGCCGACAAGAAGACAAGCUCCCUGCUCCACCUCGAGAACAUCGUCAAGGGCAUCAUCGAAGGUGAAGUCCGUGUCCUGGUCUCCAGCAUGACCAUGGAAGAGAUCUUUACCGAGCGCGAGGUCUUCAAGCGCCGUAUCUUCCGCAACAUCCAAUCCGAGCUCAGCCAAUUCGGCCUCAAGAUUUACAAUGCAAACGUAAAGGAGCUCAAGGACGCCCCCAACUCAAACUACUUUGAGUCCCUCUCCCGCAAGGCCCACGAGGGCGCCAGCAACCAGGCCAGGAUCGACGUCGCCGAGGCUCAAUUGCGCGGUAACGUCGGCGAGUCGAAGCGCAAGGGCGAGCAGGAGCGUGAAAUCGCAAAGAUCAACGCCGAGACCGCCGUCCAGAAGACGGACCGCGACAUCGAGCGCGCCACCGCCGAGGCCAACCUCGACACCCGCCAGGCCUCUCUCAGCAAGGACGUCGAAAUCGCCCGCGUCGAGGCCCGCCGUGCCCUCGAGUCCAAGGACGAGGACCUCAAGCGCGAGGUCGAGCUCAAGCGCGCCGCCGCAGAGAUUGAGCGCCUGCGUGCCACCGACGUCGUAAAGGCCACUAUCGAGCGCGAGGCGCGCCAGCAAGAAGCCGACGCCGAGGCCUACGCCAUCGAGGCCGAUGCCAAGGCGAACUUUGAGAGGAGCCAGCGCGAGACCGAGGCCAAGGCCUACCAGACGCAAAAGGACGCCGACGCGCAUACUUCGGCCGAGUUCAAUCGUACCACCAAGACGGCUGAUGCAAACGCCUAUAAGGCCCGCCAGGACGCAGAGGCGCACCAGUACUCGGCGCAGCUCAACGCCGAGGCCGAGCUGGCCAUUAUGCUGAAGAAGGCUGAGGGCAUGUCUGCCAUGGCGGACGCCUACGGCAAGAUGUCGACUGCCUUUGGCGGGCCCGCCGGUCUGCUGCAGUACCUCAUGAUCGAGAAGGGCACCUACGUUCAGCUCGCAAAGGCCAACGCCGACGCCAUUCGCGGCCUGCAGCCCAAGAUCAGCGUCUGGAACACUGGUAGCCAGGGUUCUGGUGAGGGUGGUGCCAACUCCGGUAUCGAUACCAUGCGCAACGUCUACCAGAUGUUGCCUCCUCUGAUGACGACUAUCAACGAGCAGACUGGCAUUACGCUGCCCGAGUGGCAGUUUGGCAAGAUGAAUGCUGGUAUGCAGGCUAUGCAGAGUGAGAACGGCGCCAAGGUCAAUGGUGCCAAGUAAGGGGAGACUCAUACCACAGACACUCAUUUAGAGGAUUGAUGAUUGGAGCAGAUCGGCGUUGAUGGCUUUUUUUUCCUUUGCUUAAUUCACGAGUUUGAUACCACAGCAGGGAGGCCGCGGUCGAUUUUAAAGAUUUUCUUUGUCUGUAGUUGUACUUUUAGAUGAAUGGGGUAGUUACCUAAAGUAAUAUUAUCUUCUUGACUUACA